Coregonus clupeaformis (lake whitefish) is the source of this 2218-nucleotide messenger RNA. RefSeq names its product GTPase IMAP family member 9. NCBI's taxonomy places the organism in Eukaryota, Metazoa, Chordata, Actinopteri, Salmoniformes, Salmonidae. The record is from RefSeq and is a predicted model, not a curated record. The transcript is spliced from 3 exons. Gene Ontology annotation, molecular function: GTP binding. Bases 55 to 1032 code for a protein of 325 amino acids.
GUCACAUCCUUCAUUAUUAUUACCUUGGUGUGUGUUGAAUAUCGGAGAUAAAGAAUGGCUGAGAGAAUGGCUGAGGACGAGAUUGUUCCCUUGGUAGACCAAGACAAGACCUCAACUACAGAUGUGUUUAGGAUAGUUCUGGUGGGUAAGACUGGAGCAGGGAAGAGUGCAACCGGAAACACCAUCCUGGGGAAAAAGGUGUUUGAAGUGGACCCCUCCCUUAAUUCUGUGACUGACAAGUGUCAAAAAGAAAUGGGAGAGGUUUGUGGGAUGCGGGUGCAUAUCGUUGACACUCCAGGCAUCUUCGAUACAGCGAAGACGGAUGAGGAAGUGAAAAAGACAAUAGAGGAGUGUGUCAACAUGUCUGUCCCGGGCCCCCACACAUUCCUGCUGGUGAUCAGGCUGGGGGGGAGGUUCACAGAGGAGGAGAAGAAUGCCGUGAAGUGGAUCCAGAAGAACUUUGGAGAGGACGCCUCCUUAUACACCAUCUUGCUGUUCACCUGUAAAGAUCAGCUGAUGGGGAAAGAAGUGGACAACAUUCUGAAAGAGUGCAAGGAGCUCCAGAAAGUGCUGAACGUCUGCGGGGGCAGAUAUCACUCGUUCAAUAACAACGACGAUGACGAUCCAGGUCAGGUCACAGGCCUUCUGAAGAAGAUAAAAGACAUGGUGGAGUUUCGCGGAGGAGAUUACUACACCAAUGAGAUGUACAAGAAGGCUCAGGAAAAGAUCAGAGAGGAGGAGAAGAUGAGGAAAGCUGAGGAAGAAAGGCAGAAGCAGGAGCAGGAAAGAAUGAUAGAGCAAAGAAUAAGAAGGCAGGGGGAAGAGAAUGGGAGAAGAAAGAUAAUGUUCUGUUUGUUAUUGGCUUUUGCAAUUCUGUUAAUCAUAGUAGGGGGGUAUAUACUAGGUCAUGUAAGGGGAACAGUGGGAAAUGCUAUUGGAAUACCAUUAAUUCUUGUAGGAGUCGUAAUGGCAGGUGUCAUGAUAGCUAUGAUUUUCAAGACACAAAGAAGUGGAGCUGACACAAAUGUGUAACAUUGGGCCUGGUCCAGACAGAUCUGAAACCUGGCGCCUAUGAACCUAAUGAGAGCCAGUCAGAGUUGAGCCCUUGCAGCUUUGGUUUAGCGAAUUUAGAAUUAUAAUGAAUUUCUUUGGUCCACAUUAAUUUUUCCAACAACACAAGUAAUCAACUGCAAAAUCAGACAACCCCAUAGUAGAAUAGUUCACCUAUUCAAUUGGUCAGCUUGUCGCAUUCUAUGUGAGAAAAUAAUAUUUAUCUUGAGGCGCUUUCAAAUUGAGUGCCACAAGGAGAGAAACAUGCAUGCCCAGUCAUUACACAACAUUCAGCGUUGAUGGCUACUGUUAAAAGAGGAGGAUCACAGCUUUCUAGUGCUUUUACAUUUAUUUCUCAACUGCGAAAUGCACACUUUUAAAACCUGAGUUUUUAGCCGCAGCAUGGAUUAGCUGUUUUAGCGCUCACCAAUGGCGUUGAAUGCAUAGCGGAGACCGAUGCUAAAUGUAACUUGACUGAGUGCCAGUGGAACAUUUUUUGGGGACAUUCAAUUCAUCAAUAUGUUGCUAACUAGCAAUAAGAUAAGGUUUAUAGUUUGUGACCUAGCUAAUGAUAUAGCCACUAUGCUGCAUCAGUUGGGCUACAGGUAAUACUUGUUAUUGAUAAAUAGCACACCUGCUUGAUAAUAUGGACCAAUAUGUUAUUGGCAAAUUUCUGGAGGGGGUAUUUAUAUAUUAGAUGGUGUCAGAAUAAUUGUAUUUUCAUUCAUUUUGGAGUAGAAUGUCCUUUUGAAAAAGUCACCAGAACGGACCUUCGUUCUACAAAACAUUUUUUAGGUCCCUCUGUGACCUUGCCAUCAUUGCUACAAAAAAUCCAGGGAAACACUGACCAACGAUGUUUUAGUUGUUACAGCUUGGAUACUUACUUUUGUUUACCACUAUGUUAGAUUAUUCUUUAAUCCUUUACCAGUGCCUUCAUUUUAAUAAAAAUAAUAAUGAACAUAUUUUGGGUGUAGAAGCUUAAAUAGCAAUGAAGUUACCAAGUAAACAUCCCUGUGUGCAAAUAGUUUAGUAAAAACAGGAAAUUCAUCAUUAUUUUUUAACAAAAGGGAAUUAUGAACAUGUUUGUAACUUUAGCUGAAUUUCCAGUGGACUAUGUUUCAUAUAUCUAGUUGCAAAUGGUUAAAAACAAAUAAAAAGUGAAACUGUU